Paramecium sonneborni is the source of this 3168-nucleotide messenger RNA. The record is from the annotation of a GenBank genome assembly. NCBI's taxonomy places the organism in Eukaryota, Ciliophora, Oligohymenophorea, Peniculida, Parameciidae.
AUGGCAUCAGAUCAAUUAGGUAGUGAAAAUGAAGGUUAUGAAAAUUUCGAAUCUAAUUAAAAGGAUUCUUUGUGGAGGGAUGAGCACUAGAUGCAUGAAUCUGCUUAAAUCAUCCAUUUUUUAGUUUUGGGAUUGAUUUUAGGUCUAAUUCUUAGAGAAUUCAGUAAAAAGACAAGGUAAAUAGGUUUAUGAAUUAAAUUAGUAUCCCUUAUUCUCCUAUGAUUCUUGCCCUUGGUCUUGUAAUUGGUCUUACAUAAGAUUAUCUUGGUUAUAUAGGAGAUAGUGCUUACAUUUUAUCUAAAAUGCAUCCACAUUUGAUUGUGUUCAUUUUCAUUCCAGUUCUUUUGUUUGAGUCUGCAUUUAACUGUGAUUGGUACACAUUUAAGUACUAAUUAAUAAAUAUUUUGCUUUUGGCAGGACCAGGAUGUGGAUGGGUAUUUAUAUAUAAUUAUUAUAAGGGUGCGAUAUUACUUGGUAUUUGCUUUAAGGUAGUACUAUAAUAUGGGGAUAAUGACAUGAAUUGGUAUGAAGCCUUUACAUUGGGGUCAGUUUUAUCGGCAACGGAUCCAGUGGCAGUAGUAUCACUAUUGAAGGAGUUAGGAGCAAACCCUGCUUUUAAUCAUUUGAUUGAAGGGUAAAGAUAAUAUAUUAUAAAAUAGAGAAGCUUUGCUUAAUGAUGGAGUUGCAAUGGUCUUUUUUAAUGUUUUUAAUAAUGUUUCAAAAGCAUCUAGUGGAAAAGGAGCAGCAGUUGGGGGAGGUGAAAUAGUGUUAACUUUCUUAAGAACAUCAUUCUUAGGACCUAUAAUGGGUGUAAUAUUAGGAUUAUUAGUUGCUCUAUGGACUAGAAGAAUAUUAGGUGAUGAUAUAGAAGUAACUUGGCUAACUUUUGUAUUUACAUAUUUUACAUUUUAUUGGGCAGAAUUUGAAUUUUUUAAGACAAGUGGACUUUUAGCAGUAGUUGGAUUAGGAUUGUUUUGGUGUGCAUAUGCAAAGACAAGAAUAAGAGCAUCAGUAGAACAUUCAGUUCAUGCAGUUUGGGGAUUUGUAUAAUAUAGUUGUGAUACAUUGGUUUUCUUAUUGGUUGGUAUUAUAGUUGGAAUAUAAAUAAUGGAAGAAGAAUUAAUAGUAAGUACUGAUUAUUUUAAAAUGAUUGGGUUCUAUUUCUUAAUGAUUUUGGCUCGAUUUAUAAUGGUGUUAACCUUUUAUCCAUUAUUAAAAUGUAAUAUAAAAAUAUUAAUUUAUUUAAGGUUUCGGUUAUCCAAUAUCUAAGUCUGAAUUAAUAGUUUUAGUUUAUGGUGGAUUAAGAGGUGGAUUAGGUUUAACAUUAUCAUUAAUGGUUGGAUGUGAUUAAGAUCUACCUGCAAGAUUUAGACAUUUAUCUGUUUUUUAUGCUGCAGCUAUGGCUUUAAUUACUAAUAUGGUUAAUGGAACUACUUGUAAAGCUUUAGUUAAAUGUGUUAAAAUGAUUGAUGAACCUGUUGUAAAAAAGAAAGUCUAUAAAAAAUAUUUAGAAGAAUUGAUUGUUGUUUAACAUGAUUUAAUUAAAGAAUUAGAAACUGAUGAAUUUUAUAAUGUAACUGAUUGGAUGACUGUUAGUAAUCUUGUUGGAUAAUAAGAUUUUAUUAAUAAAAUUGAAUAAGUCGAAAAUGAAAUUAAAAAAAAAGUAUAAGAAAAUGGAUUUUAAGAAAUGAUCUUUGAUGGUUUACCCAAUUAAGAUGUUUUAGGGGAAGUUAGAUAUAGAUUUUAUAGAAUUCUUAAAGGAUUAUAUUAUCAUAAAUUUGAAGAAGGUCUUUGUGAAGAAUAAACUGUAAGAAUGUUAGUAGAAUCAAGUGAUGUUGGAUUAGAUAAAUUAAAUUUAAAUUUAGAAAUAUGGGAUGAAUUAUAUAAAAAUUUCAUGAAUCCAUGUAGUGUCAAUUUCUUUUUUAAAAUGAAAUAAUCAUUUCUUAUUGGAUAUUUUGCAAAAGAAUAUUUAAUUAGACAUUUAGGUAUUGUUUAUGAUGUCACAUCUACUUUUAUCAUUUGUGCUGAUGAAGCUAUUAAACUUUCAGAAAACUUUCCAAUGAACAAAGAAGCAAUUUAAGUUAUUUAAGAAGAAUUAAAAAAAGAUAUUGAAAAAGCUCAUGCUUACUUUGGUACUUUAAAUGGUAAUUUCCCUGAAAUAGUAAGAAUUCUAUAAACAAAAAAGGCUUCUUUCUCUAUUCUAACUCAUUCUAUUGAACAUCUUUAAUCAACUUAACGUAAAGGUUUGAUUGAUGAUAAAGAAUACAAAAUCCUAUUGAAAGAUAUUAACAAUAAACUUGUUAAAUUAGAAAGCCAUACUUAUGAAAUGGAAUUACCAUCUUUUCAUGUUAUUGCUAUGUAAUUUCCAAUCUUUUAAGAUAUAUCUUUAAGUGAUUUAGAUCUUAUUAAAAAGGUAGCAGUUGAAAAGAAAUAUUCAAUUGGAUAAAUUAUAUAUUCUAAAGGAGAUCCAUGCAAUGAAUUAUACAUUGUUAUGAGAGGCUAUGUUGUUAAUGAACAUAAUGGAAUACUUAUUACUAAAGGAUUAGGAUCCUUAAUUACACAUUAAAGUCUAAUUGUUGAAGGUGUUCAUAUGAGUUCUGCUAAAGCUGUUGUUGAUUCACUUCUUUAUGCAUUACCUACAAAAGUUAUUAAAGAUAUCAUGAUCAAAAAUUCAGAAUUUGAAUUCAAAGUUUAUUUACAUUCACUUGGUAUUCAAUAUAUAUAUAUAUGUUUAGAAUAUAUUAGAAAAUGGUAUGAAAAUUAAGUUGGACCACUUGCAUAAAUGGAAUUAAAAAGAAUGAAUGAGUUUGUUAGAAAUAAAUGUAGAUUAAUUAAAUUAACUACUUUAAGUUAAUAAGAAUUUACUAAUGGAGGUUUCUUAUUUUCUGGAGAGUUAAAAGAUCCUAAAAAUAAUGUAAUUAAUAAAUAUGAGUAAGGCUCUUUUUCUAUAUUCUUAUAGUUAUAUUGCUCCAGCUGAAGGUCAAUUUACUGCUGCCGCUAAUUCUAUUUGCUUUAUCUUUGAUGAAUAAAUAGAGGCCCUAUAAUAAAAGAGAAUGAAAGAACUUAAGUUAGAUAGUCAAAGGGAUUAAGAAAUUUAAGAAAAAUAUUCAGAAUUCAAAAGCAGAAGAAAUUCAAUCAUGGAAUUGAGUAAAAUCAAUAUUACCUGAU